GCACGGCCUCCGCUCGACCGCUCCCAAACCGCGGCAACUGCCACCGGACCGCCAGCGCCGCCGCCCCCGCACCUCCGCCCCCCGCCGGUGCUCUGCUCGCGACCCGCCGGCGCCGAUCCGGGAGAAACGCCGGCGGCGGCGGUCAUGACAUCCGCUCACUCCAAGCUCUACUCCGAUGACGUCAGCCUCGUGGUGGUGGUCGUCGACACGAACCCCCUUUUCUGGGCCGCCGCUGCGCUCCCCUUCGCCGACUUCUUCGCGAAUCUGGUCCACUUCGUGAACUCGCUCCUACUUCUGAACCACCUCAACCGUGUGGUUGUCAUCGCCGCGGGAGUCAGCUCUUGUGCGUACAUCUUUGAUUCCAAUGAUGCCAGCCCCUCUGGUGGUGUAGGUGUCAUGGCCACCUUCGACAAGGCAAGCCGCAAGGUGGAGGAGUUCAUUGCACAAGAUGCCCGUGCCACUGCGGGCAACAGUUCCGUUGCUUCUGCAAAUGCUGCGUCGCUGCUGUCUGGGGCGCUGUCCCUUGCUUUGUGUUAUAUACAGAGGAUUUUCAGGUCUGGGACUCGACAUCCGCAACCUCGGAUUUUGUGUCUGCAGGGUUCUCCAGAUGGUCCUGAACAAUAUGUGGCAGUGAUGAAUUCAAUAUUUUCUGCUCAACGUUCCAUGGUUCCAAUUGAUUCAUGUAUUGUGGGAACUCAAGAUUCUGCUUUCUUGCAACAGGCUUCAUACAUAACGCGAGGAGUUUAUUUGAAGCCCCAAGAGCUAAAUGGGCUGUUUCAGUAUCUUGCUGCUGUAUUUGCAACUGAUUUACACUCAAGAACGUUUUUGCGCCUUCCUAAGACCCUUGGAGUGGACUUUCGUGCUUCAUGUUUCUGCCAUAAGAAGACUAUUGACAUGGGAUACGUUUGUUCAGUUUGUUUGUCAAUAUUCUGCAAGAAUCAGAAGAAGUGUUCAACCUGUGGGUCAGAAUUCAGUCGUGUCAUGCCUGAUUUGAAUUCCAUGCCAGAUCAAAGCAAGUAGUAGUCUGACAGUUAGCCAUCAACCAAUGUGCUUUGCUCAAAUGUCCCUCCACAGGAUGGAGCAUGCUCCUGGUUUUCCCAUGUAGACCGCGAUUUGGUGAAAGGUGAUAAAUGAUGCUGCUUGCACUAAUGGAUGUGGCAAUUUUGUGAUCCAAAUGGUUUUCGGUGCACGCUCUGUGAUUUUGGACCUAGAGUUCUCAUGGAGCAGAACAUAUCUGUGACGAAUUGUUGUCAAAGAACGAAAAGAAAUACAAAUGAAAAUGACAUGACGUGGUUGCCCUUUC
This is a messenger RNA of Panicum hallii, 1303 nucleotides long. Its product is annotated as general transcription and DNA repair factor IIH subunit TFB4. The transcript has 12 exons. Gene Ontology annotation, biological process: nucleotide-excision repair; regulation of DNA-templated transcription. Lineage: Eukaryota; Viridiplantae; Streptophyta; Magnoliopsida; Poales; Poaceae. The coding region runs from base 145 to 1020 and encodes 291 amino acids. The record is from RefSeq and is a predicted model, not a curated record. Gene Ontology annotation, cellular component: transcription factor TFIIH holo complex; transcription factor TFIIH core complex.